Molecule: messenger RNA, 2856 nt
Organism: Pocillopora meandrina
Lineage: Eukaryota; Metazoa; Cnidaria; Anthozoa; Scleractinia; Pocilloporidae
Source: the annotation of a GenBank genome assembly
CUUGUCUUUAAAUAUCUAAUUUUCAGAUAUUUGCAUUAUAACCACAUGAGGGAGAUUCCCUACGGAUUUUUUAAAGAGUUGAAGGAUAUAUUACGAGUGUAAGAUUUGAUGUGACGUAUUUGAUACAUUUACAGUUUAUUAGCUGAGCCAUAUGAAUAGAAAGCUUCUGGGGGUUCCUUUAAUUCAAAUAUUUACUAACCCAGAGCUUCAGGCAAAUCUAUGUGGUUUCUAUACUUUACUAAAUAUCUAUGGUCGGUAUUCUUACCCUAUUGACGACUUUUAUAACAACCUCCAUUUUGUUGGGUAAUACGCCUCACAAAGACUGCUAUUGCGCACUACAUUGCUUUAUAAUAUUUCAAGAAAAAUUUUCGAAGAUAUUCAAUGAAGAUUUAUAGUCACAAAAACCCCCAUAUGAGGAAAUGAAUUAUGAUGGACUGAUCUCGCGUUACCUUUGUGGCUUUAGGGUAUAGGCUUUUGGUUUUAUCUUUCACUUCAUCCUUAUGAACUGAAUAGCAUCAAAUUUUACGGUUGCAGGAGUUUGGACACAAAUCUGAUGUGUUGUCAUAUGCACAAGGAGGACGCUGAAUGUGCUUUCAUUGAUAACGACGACUUUGCCAACUGUGAGAGCAUGUUUAAGAAUUCUGCCCCGAGAAAGAGUAUCUGGGCGAUAGGAAUCUUUUCUCUGGUUGGUGCAGUGUUUGUUAUCACGUGGCGAGUAAUCUUUAAAGAAAAGAACGUGGUACAGUCUAUCAUGUUGCUCCACUUAGCAGUGUCCGAUGGUUUGAUGGGUAUUUACCUGGUCUCUAUUGGCACUAGAGAUCUGUUGUGGAGAGGAGAGUAUUACUUGCAUGACUUCCAGUGGAGGUCUGGUUUGUCUUGUCAAAUAAUUGGAGCGAUCUCCCUCCUGUCAAGUGAGGUGUCGGUUAUGAUGAUGACUCUGAUAUCUGCUGAUCGGCUUAAAAAUAUUGUGUUUCCCUAUCAGGGUGCUUCUCUGAAACCAAAGGCAACACAUAUCCUAUGCAUCAUCAUAUGGGCAAUUGGCUUCCUUAUGGCCUUUUUGCCCAUGUUUGGUAUUCAAUAUUUUGAAGACCCUUUCAGGUACCAUAGUUAUUAUGGUAGAAGUGUGGUAUGUCUGCCCUUGCAGCUUACUUCUGAUAAGCCGGCAGGUUGGGAGUAUUCUGUCGCUAUCUUUCUCGCUUUGAAUUUUGCUUUUUUCUUGUUCAUCAUGGGUGCUUAUCUCAUGAUACUAGUCAAGUCUUACUUGUCUAGCCGGCGACUGGCCCGUCAGGGUACUGAAAGAGAGAUCCAGGCCAGAAGAGCAAACUUUAGGAGGGAAACGGCUCUUGCAAGGCGGGUGUUUUUCAUCAUCCUAAGUGAUUGUGUGUGCUGGAUGCCGGUGAUAGUGAUUGGUAUGAGGACCAUCAUCGAGAAGUCUUACAAAGCGCAAGGAGACUUCGCUGUCUGGAUUGCUGUGUUUGUCCUUCCGAUCAACUCGGCCUUGAAUCCUAUCCUGUACACCUUUUCAACAGAACAGGUAGUUAUGCGCUUUUAAUCCAUUAUAAGUAAUCAAGAUAAUAAAUUAGAUCCGUAAGUAGAUUAAUAAUGGCUAGUUACAGGAAGGGUAAUGGUUUUCAGCCGAUUCGAAGCAGUGUAUAAUUUUGCUCAAGGCUGCUCUCUUUACCUGCAAUUGACAUUGAAAUGUUUUAAAGGCACUGCACAGGAGAAAUUCGUUAGUUUCUAUUUUGUCAUCGGAGCCCAGUUCAAGGAAGUGAGCGAAAUCUCGAUUACUUUUGGCUAUUGCGUUUCCAGGUCAGAGGCAUUCUGAAGAACAAAAUGGAAAAAGUUUGGAACUACUUGAAGACCGUUUUCACCUGCUGUGGUCGUGAUCAGGAAGGUGCGAUGUAAUUAUCACAUAUUUGAAGAAGUAAAAAUACAGCUAACAGCUCCUCAUAAGAAAUAAACCGAACAACAGUGUAAACUAAUAGAUUGCUGCAAAUAUAGUUUUUGACUGAUUCCUUCAGUCACUCGUUCAUAAAUCAAUUCACUCAUACAUGCAUGGAGGCAUUCAUUCAAUCAUUUAUUCACUCGUUCGCUCCUUCGUUCUUUUAUUGGUCGCUUCAUUUGUUGUACGAACUACUCGAUCAUUGACUUUUCUUCGUUUUUCUUCUUUAAAACGCCGAGGAGAUGGGGAGCAACCGAACCAACAGGGAAUAUAAGACAACGAACAACAAGGUGGCGAGGGGGGUAAAUCCUAACGCGUAUUUCUGGAAACAUGGUGAAAACUGUAAAUGAGGGAAAUAAAGGGCGAUCUGUGACUAAAAAUAUUUCCAUAUAACGUCUUCAUUUUAAGGAGAAGGUGGGGGUGAACAAAUGGAACUGGUACAUGUUGGUGUGCAUCAUCCCUUACUGGGAGGGCUGCAGUUUUCUAAUCCAAUGUAAUUCUUGCCUGGAAGAAAAAUACCGUGUUGAAGUGUUCAUUGCUGAUCUGUUUGUUUUGAAUUGUUUCCCUAAUGAUUUUAUUUUGUGCUCUGUUACCGGAGGGAUCUUUGACUGCUGGAUACUUUCAUACUCGCAAAUAGAGUUUAUUAUUAUCUUUACAGUUAAUCAUCCAACCUUCUUUCAUCUGUUCGUCACGUUAAUCUCAAAUUCUAGAACCCAUUCCUUCUUUCGUUUCUUAGUACUUUCGUUCUCUCUAUUAUUUGUAUGUUUCCUGUUUGUUUUUUCAUAAACCUCUUUUCUUGUUUUUUUUUUCUUUACAUAGGCCAAGGAGAGGGAGAGCAAGUGAACCAGCACGGAAUGGAAGACAAUGAAGAACAUGGCGGCGAUGGUGGUAAAAAUCUUUUAGGUGUCAAUUAA